CCCAACUCUACAUUUUGAUACCCCCUAUUUAUGUUUAGUUCCACUAUUCUAUAUAAAUGGAGUAAAAAGAUUGAUAGUAAUAUCACUUAAGUACUGUGAUACAGAGUGUUUAACUCUGGUUUUUCAAAAAAAAAAACUUGAGAUUUUCAGUCUUUUUAUAAAUAUAACUCCUUGGCUCCUUUCUUUCAAUUACAGAAAUAAUAUCAUCUCAAAAUAUAUAUAUCGUUUCUUCAACAACUCCUCAAAUGGCAGAAGAAGAGAAUAUGAGAAGACACCUUGUGCUGGUCAAACCUUUUUCCCUGGAAGAUGAGAAAUAUUCUGAGCACACAGCUUCGAAUGUCAUCCGCAAGAUCCUCAGCCUCAUUAAGACCGUACGCCCAGGGUCUGAUCUCACCAAUUUUCAGCUGCCACCUCAGCUGAACUUACCAAGAUCACAACUCCAAAGUUACGGCGAGAUGGUCUACAGCUUCCGCGGUAAGGAUCUGCUUGGGGAAUGCAGCCGUCGCGAUCUUCCCAUUGAACGGUUCAAAUCGGUGGUGACAUGGAACAUCUCCACACUCCGUCCGGUGGUUGUUGGCAUGUCUCCGUACAACCCUGUUCUCGGCGAGACUCACCAUGUCUCCAACGGUCACAUCAACGUCUUGACCGAACAAGUAGUGCAUCAUCCACCGGUGUCCGCACUUCAUGCGACUCACGAGAAGGAAAAGAUUGACGUGACAUGGUGUCAAUAUUUCACUCCUAAAUUUCGUGGCACUUACGUGGAUGUUGAGGUCAAAGGUAAAAGGGUUAUGAAGCUUCUGAAUCGCAAAGAGACUUAUCAUAUGGACCAGCCGAGACUAGUUAUGAGAUUCUUACCGGCGCCGGGAGCUCAUUGGGCCGGAAAAGUUAAGAUAAAGUGUCCGGAGACUGAUCUCGAAGCUGAGUUACAUUUGAUUUCCGAUUCCUUCAUCGAAAGGUUCAGAGGCAACAACAAUAGAUCAAUCAAAGGAAAGAUCUUUCAAUCUUCCUCUCGUGAUCAGCUCUACGACAUCUUUGGCCAUUGGGACAGGUAA
Molecule: messenger RNA, 1052 nt
Organism: Camelina sativa (false flax)
Lineage: Eukaryota; Viridiplantae; Streptophyta; Magnoliopsida; Brassicales; Brassicaceae
Product: oxysterol-binding protein-related protein 4A
Cellular component (GO): membrane; cytosol
Molecular function (GO): sterol binding
Source: RefSeq, a predicted model, not a curated record